Messenger RNA from Purpureocillium takamizusanense, 1512 nucleotides. RefSeq lists its product as uncharacterized. Lineage: Eukaryota; Fungi; Ascomycota; Sordariomycetes; Hypocreales; Ophiocordycipitaceae. The transcript has a single exon. Gene Ontology annotation, molecular function: dipeptidase activity. The coding region runs from base 1 to 1512 and encodes 503 amino acids. The record is from RefSeq and is a predicted model, not a curated record.
AUGCUUGUCUGCUCAGCUUUUGUCCUGGCGGUGGCGACCAUCGUGAGAGCCGUGGAUCUCUCUACGCUUCCCGGAUUUCUGAUCGAUGCGUCGACCUCUGCCUGGCCGCCGCUGAAGGACAUCGCCGUGGACAUUUACAACAACCCCGAGCUUGGCCUGAACGAGCACCACGCUCACGACUUGAUUGUCAAUCAUUUCUCCGGCGUCGAUGGCUGGCAAGUCACCCCACAUGCCUAUGGCAUGGACACCUCGUUUUCGCUGGUAUACGAGCACCGCCCUGAGGGGUUCAACGGGGAACUCACGACUAUUGGUAUCAUCGCCGAGUAUGACGCCUUGGUUAUAGGCCACGCGUGCGGACACAACCACAUUGCGCUGAACGCAAUCGCCGUCGCGACGUUGGCCAGCGAGGCCCUCGUCAAGUACGACAUCCCCGGUCGUCUCCACGUCCUCGGCUGCCCCGACGAGGAGAAUGCCGCAGCAAAGUACACCUUGGACAAACGCGGGGCCUUUGACGAUUCGGAAGUCUGGAUAAUGGCCCACCCCACGAGUGCGAGCGCCUUCCAGCCCAUGAACUCUCGCUUGAACUCGUUCGCGCGAUUCACCGGGAGAACCCACCAGGAAGCCGUGCGCAAGGCGUACGAGGCCAUGGUGAUUGUGCAGGGACUCAAGGGGCAACUGCCAGGCAAUGCCUCUUCAGCGGCGUCGAUUGAGAACGUCGGCGUCUACGCCGUCAACGUGGUCCAGGAAAACAUCAGCCUCGGCAUAGCUGGAUCCGACAUUGACACUGUCAACAAGACAGUCUCGUCACUCCUCACCAGCAACUUUCCCAAAGUCUCAUACGUCGUCAAGAGUGACUCGCAUGGAGUAGCCAUCAACAUCACCGGCCCGGGUGGACACGCUUCUGAGUCUACUCAAGGAGCCCUCGACUUGUCCAUCAAGACCUUCAGUGCAUUCUCAAGCAACCCUGCGAUCACAUUUUACCUUCCCGGAAACAGCACCGCCAAGGAACUCGACAUCACCGUUGAUAUGCGCACGCGGUACACGAAUGAUAUUCCUGCCGUUGCCAACGUCGUCGACAAGGCCAUCGGAAGCCUUUCGAGAGGCAUUACCCACGACAUCAAGUACCCUGCGCUCGAAGUCACGCCUUACCUCCCACAAGCCAUAAUCAACCUUCUUGCGACUCCGGACUACAACCUCACGGACUGGAAGAUCAGCGAUUUCGCCCCAGCCUCUAGCGACGCCUCCUGGCGGCAGUCUGCUGUUGUCGACCCUGAAACCCACGAGUUUCUCAGUGCCCGCAGCGUAGUGAUUCACGCCAACUAUAGGAUUUGCAAUCCCGCUCCUGGCUCUAUCUGUGCCUUCAACCACGAGCCCUUAUUUAAGGAGGUUUCGGGCACGGAGUACAGCUACACUCAGACGGAAAUUGUUGCGAGAGCCUUGUCGCAGAUUGUCGUUGAGCUGCUGGUUGACGAGGAGAUGUACAAGCAGGCCACGGCCAUCAUUCACAACUAG